Paraglomus occultum is the source of this 631-nucleotide messenger RNA. The record is from the annotation of a GenBank genome assembly. NCBI's taxonomy places the organism in Eukaryota, Fungi, Glomeromycota, Glomeromycetes, Paraglomerales, Paraglomeraceae.
GUAUCAUCUGAAGGGUAAGGAUGAUUUACCUAUUAUAGAAAUUGAUAGCAAGAUCAAAAGAGCAUCCAUUGAGAUUAAGACAAUGGCCACAAUGAACAAUGAAGCAUGGCAACGGAAAUUCUCUCAAGUACUUGGGCCUCUUGAUUUCUUGACAAGUUCUUUGUCACAAGUGUAUGAAGUGGAGGCAGGAUAUUGUAUUAUACACAAUGAUGAUUUGACAAUACAAUGUGCAGGUCCAUACUGGUCUGCAUCAACAGAGUUGACAAAAGUUCUGUUACACAUUUUCAACGAAAUUGAAAAGAAACUUAUUGCUGAGCCAAUUGACAUGGUUCUCACUGUUUCCGAACAUGACGAUGAUAAUGAUGAAGGUAGUAAUGAAGGGAAGGAAGGGGAUUAUAGGGAUGAGAAUGAUUUAUCAAAUAUACAGCAGGAUGCGAUGGAUAUGGAUAAUCAAAGCCAACAACAAAACCGGCAUUCUGACAGUCAAGGAAAUUAUCAAUUUCCCAACUAUACUACUAAUAACUUCAAAUCUAAUGACAAAUGUUAUGAUAAAGAUUUCAACAAGUCACUGAAGAGUCUUCCUGAUUAUUCGUCCUGGUUAGAUAGGAUUAUUCUGCUAAUAGAUACUUAA